AUGCAGUCAAGUAAACCGACAAAAAUAAAUGAAACAGUGGACAUCGACAAUCUAAGAAAUGAAAUCGCGAAAAUUGCGCAAAAGUGCGAUGAAUCUCAUCAAAAAAUCGAUAUUUUAACUCAUCAAGAACAAGGAUUAAAAAAACACAAAAUUGAAAUGGAUUUAAAUGCUAAUUUAUUGAAACAGGAAAUAGUUUUUAAACGAGGAAUUAUUGAUCGUAUUCAAAUAGUUAUUAUGUCGCAAAAAAAUAAUAUAAAAAGUCUCCAGUCAUGCAUUCAGUUGAAUCAAAUGCGAAAAGUAGAUUUAGAACGAAAAUUGAAUGUUUUGAUUGAGCAGAAUCGAUUAACGAAAUUUAACAAGGACAGUCGCUAUCAGGAUGUAUUAGAACGCCUGAAACAAAUUUCUGCUCGCCUACAAAAUUCACCUUGGGAUAAAAACCGACUUAACAUGCUUAACGAUCAAUUUCGAAGUUUGCAAUUGGAGAAAAAUGAUAUUGUAGCAAAAAUAACUUCUAUAAAAGAGACAAUUGAAAGAUCUGAAAAAGCUCCAUUCAAAGAGACUUGUGUUUUAUUGGCUGCAUAUGCACUAAGAAAACGUAAACUUUUAUCACUGCUCGCUAAAGAUCUCACGGAAAUUGCAAAGCUAAAAAGUUCUCAGAAUGAUUUGUUCGAUUUAUCUGUUUCAUCACAGAGUAUUGAUCAAGCUUUCAAUCAGCUUUCGUCGAAUUCUGAAUUCCUGCAAUAUUCUUCUUUAAAUCCUCCACAGAAUCCAAAUACCGAAUUGCCGGAAACCAGUUCUGGGCCAUCUACGGUUUCAGAAACUAUUAAUGUUGAUUUAUUUACCACAGAAAUACCAAUCUCAAAGCAAAAAAAGGAAAGCGUUAUUUCUAAAUCUGAUGUGGAACAAACCGAUGCAGCAAUCAAUCUCAUAGUCAUCGAUGAACAGGAAAUUGUGCCAUGUCAAAACAACAAUGAAGCUGUAAACGAAUCAAUGAAAAAUAUUGAAGACGCCCAUCAAAUACAAGAUGAAUGCAUUGCUGACAUAUCCCAAAUAUGCGAAAUGGACGAAAUAGAUCGAGGAGAAGAAGAAGACGAAGUGUUUAAUCUUUCUAGUGAUCAAAAGGCAAUAAAUAAGACUCAUAACAAUGCUAUAAUGAAAACGGAUGCGGCAAUGCAGAAAACGAAUGACCAAGAGAUGGCGCCAGAAGAAGUGAAAUGCAGUUUGCGUGGAACAGAACCAUUUCAGUUCAAUUUUGAUGGUGCCGGUGGCAAUCAUUCUCCAGUCAAUUAUUUUAAAACUAUGGGUUCAAAUUUAUCACCAUCCUCAUUUGAUAUGUCCGCAUUGAAUCUGAAUUCAAAUGGCGGCCUUGAUGUUUCCGUUCUACUUAACCUGUCUGCUGCGAUUAAUGGGGCGAACGAUGAUGUAAAUGAAGCAGAUUUCCUAGCACUGUUCGAUUGCAAUUCGUCUGAAUUGAACUCAAAAGCUCAAGAUAUCCCUGCAACUUUUUCCUUUAACUUGGAUGGUGAUGGUGAUAAAGAAAUAAACGAAAAAAGCACUAAAAAUGAACCUUUCAAUUUUUUUAAUUUUGAUUAA
Dracunculus medinensis (Guinea worm) is the source of this 1593-nucleotide messenger RNA. Lineage: Eukaryota; Metazoa; Nematoda; Chromadorea; Rhabditida; Dracunculidae. The record is from the annotation of a GenBank genome assembly.